AUGAGUAAACAAGAGCAAGAAGACCCACAGCAAGAACAAAGGCCAACCGUUCAGGAAAAUGAUCCCAGGAACUUGCAGCGACUAGGAAUGCUGUUAGUGUCUCCAGGGCUGGAUGAAGACAGAUUGAGUGAGAAAAUGAUUUCGAAAAUCAAAAAAUCCAAGGAUAUUGAAAAAAAUCAAAAACUACUGAUAUCUAGGCUGUCGCAAAAAGAGGAGGAUCAUGCUGGUAAGCCUCCUGCCAUUACAAUUUCUUCUGCAGAAAAAACUAUACCUUUUAAACCUCCGAAUCAUUCUUUGAAGAGGAAAAGGGUACCUCCAGCGCUAAAUUUUUCUGAUAUACGAUCAUCUUCUCAUUUGCAUGCAUCUAAAAGUGCUCCACCAAACAUAACGAGGUUCCCACAGCAGAAAAGUAGCCUUAGAGUCAGAUAUAUGGGCAGGAUGGCUCCUACGGCUCAGGAUUAUCAUUCUCCGAUAGCCAAUUCAUACAUGGCACCAACCUACCCUUAUCCAUAUACUGGUCUGCCACCAGUACAAUGCUACCCAUAUUCUUCAACGCCGACACAUACCCACGCAUACGAAGGCUAUUGUUCCCCGAUGUAUCCUAACCCCUUGUAUAAUAAUGCUAUAGGACCGGCCGAUUACCAAGCAAAGCGUAAGAAGCUGGCAAGUAGGUCGCCACACUUGGACGAUUUGGCUUCAAGAAAAAGAACCUCCCUCUCCAGACACCACGGCGGAGACGCAACCACAAGUAGGACUGAUGGAGACACAGAAUACCCUGUCCCAAAGCAUUCAUUAAGCGAGGGCGCUUCACUUAACGACGAUCCCGAUGAUUACAACGACAAAGAAAGGAGCAUUAUCGGCGAAAUCUCUCUAUAUGAUGAUGUUUUCAAAUUUGAAGUUCGCAAUAACAAAGAUGAUUAUAUGAAAGCGUGUGAAACUAUCUGGAGUGAAUGGAAUAACUUGAAGAAAUGA
Saccharomyces paradoxus is the source of this 972-nucleotide messenger RNA. RefSeq names its product Dig2p (gene DIG2). The coding region runs from base 1 to 972 and encodes 323 amino acids. NCBI's taxonomy places the organism in Eukaryota, Fungi, Ascomycota, Saccharomycetes, Saccharomycetales, Saccharomycetaceae. The transcript has a single exon. The record is from RefSeq and is a predicted model, not a curated record.